CAGGGUGGACUCCCUCCGGGCUGCAAUCUCUCCGUUGUGCCGUUCCUCGGGUUUCUGGAUCAAGACGCCUACUUAGGCAGCAUGAGACAAGGGUUCCUUCUUGAGUGGAAGCUGACUUCAGGCGACUGCCCCAAAUGCACGGCGAGCGGCGGCCAGUGCAGGUAUGGCAACAACGGCACGGGGUUUUCCUGCAAUUGCUCCGGCGCCCUGUACCCCGAGGAGUGCGGUGGAACCGCACCACCACUGCCAUAAACACGACCACGCCAUCCUUCUCGCCGUCUUCCUGCGAUCCGGCGACCUGCGGCGACCUCAGAAUCUCCUACCCGUUCUGGCUCAGCGGCACGCACCCGCCGGAGUGCGGCUACCGGGCCUUCCAAGUCACCUGCGACAACAUCAACAACACAGUAAAGGCCUCCCUGAAGAACUCCCUCUGGACGUACCAGAUCCUGUCCAUCUCCUACCCCGACAGCUCCUUCACGGUCACCAACCUCCAGUUCUCGGAGGACGGCGCGUGCGACAUCGAGCUCCACGUCAACGCCUCCGCUGACCUGGGGAUCGCCCCUUUUGGCAUCAGCGGCACCAACAAGGAGCUCUUCUUCCUCUACGGCUGCACGCACCCGCAGCAACUCCCGCCGUCCCGGGCGCCCGUGGCCUGCACCGAUGGUGGCUCCGGUUCCAAUAAUUCCAACGCGUCGUCGUCGUUGUCUCCCAGCAACAACACGUUCGCGUGGCUCGCCGGGGGUUACAAGCCGGAGUACGACGCUUGGAGGUCCGUGCAAGGGGGCAACUGCACGGUGUCCAUGGUGCCCGUGCUCGGCUACGAGGGCGCUACGGGGGCUGAUUACCAGCGGCUCAUGAAGGGCGGGUUCCUUCUGCAGUACGCGGCGGGGGACUGCGACGCGUGCGUGGACAGCGGCGGGUUUUGCCGGAUCAACACCACCUAUGACAUACUGGAGUGCCACUGCUCCGGCGGCGUAGUCUCCGAGCUCAUCGUCUGCGGUACCGACAGACCCCUUAUAAACCGAAAGGGCAAAAUGAGAUGCGUUUUGGUUUGAGCCGCUCUUCCUCCGGAGCGCCGGAUGUGAAGUUGGGCCGUGCUGGAUGAAAAAACAAAAUGGGAGUCACGCCUGGGUGGGUUUUUCGAAGCCCGCGGCUUGCGGCUCGUUGUCGAUCAGGUACCCGUUCUGCCUGCGGGGCACGCACGCGCCGGGGUGCGGCUACCCAGCCUACGCCGUGACGUGCGAUGACCCGACGGGCGCCACGCCGCCAAGCGUCCUACCUUCGCGUGCUUGACAUCCGCUACGCUGACCGCUCCGUCGUCGCCUUCCACGCUAACCUCGUCGAUGGCAACGCCUGCCUCCCCACGCGCUUCAACGUGUCCGCCACCUUCGCGUUGUCCCCACUCGCCGUCACCGGCGCCAAUUCGCAGCUCUUCUUCUCCUCCGCCAACGGCAACAACUGCUCGCGGCCGCCCGGCGCGCUCGAGCUCAACUGCUCCGGCUCUUCUUCCAACACGUCGUGGUUCGUGUACACGGGACGGACGG
This is a messenger RNA of Brachypodium distachyon (stiff brome), 1544 nucleotides long. RefSeq names its product LEAF RUST 10 DISEASE-RESISTANCE LOCUS RECEPTOR-LIKE PROTEIN KINASE-like 1.2. NCBI's taxonomy places the organism in Eukaryota, Viridiplantae, Streptophyta, Magnoliopsida, Poales, Poaceae. Gene Ontology annotation, molecular function: polysaccharide binding. The transcript is spliced from 3 exons. The record is from RefSeq and is a predicted model, not a curated record. The coding region runs from base 135 to 1055 and encodes 306 amino acids.